AGCAGCUGCUCUGUGUCUCUACGUUGGAAGCAGCCCGGGAACACAGCACAGCUGCGCUGUUUCAUCUCACCUGAUGAAUUAACCUGGAGCUUAUUUUACUGAUACACAGUUAGGCAGGCUGAGCAGCUGGACUGAAGAAUGACCAUGCAGUGGUUACAGUCGGGGCUGAAGGUUAUCAUUAUUAUUUUGACCCUGUCAAACUCGACCACAUGCCAACACAGAAGGAGGAAAGGACAGAGAGAUGAUAACCAGGUCAUCAUUAAUGAGGCCAAAGCCCUGAUCUGCCCAGUGGAGAUUAUGUUCAUUGUGGACAGUUCAGAGAAAGCCAAAGCUCUGUUGUUUGAGCGACAGAAGGAGUUCAUCCUGCGUUUCAGUACCAAGCUCACGCGGCUCCACUCUGCCGGCUGGCGGCUGCGGCUGCGCCUGGCCGCUCUGCAGUACAGCAGCACUGUGUCAGUGGAGCACAACUUCAGAGACUGGCAGGAUCUGGACGUCUUCCAGAGCCGGGUGGCCGCCAUGACCUUCAUCGGCCACGGUAGCUACUCUGCCUACGCCAUCACCAAUGCCACCCAGGUGUUCAGCCGCGAGACGUCUUCCAGCAGCCUGAGGGUGGCACUGCUGUUGACAGAUGGAACAGACCACCCUCGCAGUCCCAGUGCUGUAACUGCUGCUGCUGUGGCCAAACAGCACAACAUCAGGAUAUUCACCAUAAGGCUAUCGGGCCUGACCAAAGAUGGUCCCAUGGCUUCAAAGCUGCGUUCCAUUGCCAGCGCUCCACCACAGCAGCAUGUACUCAGCCUCACUGACAGCCAGCUGGAUGACAGACUCUUCAAAGAACUGAACAAUGUUGUGAAAACUGGGUGUCCACACCCAAAGACCUGCCUGUGUGAGAGGGGGGAGAGGGGUCACCCUGGAUCUCCAGGGAAACCAGGGGAGCAGGGGUCUGAUGGAGCACCAGGCCCAAAGGGAUCUCGUGGGGAACCUGGUAUUAAUGGACGUCCAGGAAUGGAGGGCCUUGAGGGUCAACCUGGCAACAAAGGGGAAAAGGGAGAACAGGGUGAAUGUGGUGCCCCUGGUAAAAAGGGAGAUCAAGGUGCAGAUGGACCUCCUGGCCCCAAAGGCCCCAAAGGAGAAAAGGGAACUAUGGGAGGACUUGGAGACCAGGGUCCAGAGGGGCCAUCCGGCUCUAAAGGUGAACGAGGACCAAGGGGUGCACCUGGACCUCCAGGAGAUAAUGGCAUUGGGUUCCCUGGUCCUAAGGGUGACAAAGGGAACCAUGGAAGACCAGGUCCACCUGGACCAACGGGUACUGGAGAGCCAGGGAUGACAGGUCCAGCAGGGCCACCAGGAAUGCAAGGAUCUCCAGGGUUUCCAGGUGAGGGUCUCCCAGGGCCCAAGGGUGAAAGGGGGUAUGAGGGUCCUAAGGGCAGUCGUGGACCUCCAGGAUUAGGGUACAAAGGUGAUAAGGGAAACACAGGAGCCCCUGGCCUGCCAGGUUUAUUGGGGUUUCCAGGGGCAGGUGUCCAAGGAGAAAAGGGGGAUCAAGGGCCCACUGGGCCUUCUGGUCCCAGGGGACCUCCUGGACUGGGUAUAGUUGGACCAAAGGGUGACCAGGGUUUCCCCGGAGAACCCGGACCUCAGGGAGAUAGGGGUGUUGGUGAGUCAGGCCCAAAGGGGGAGCCAGGACCAGAUGGGACUGCUGGGAUACCUGGUAUUCCUGGUGAGGAUGGAGCCGCUGGGCCUAAGGGAGAGAUGGGGUUGCCAGGUCUGAGAGGCAUAGAGGGAGCACCGGGGAAAGGUAUCCCUGGAGAAAAGGGAGACAGAGGUGACCGAGGGCCAAGGGGACUUUCAGGGUCUCCAGGUCCAGUUGGCCCUGCUGGAGCUAAGGGAGAGCCUGGCAGCCCAGGAAUGGUGGGCUUACCUGGACCUGGUGGCCGUGGAUUACCAGGACCAAAGGGAGACCCUGGGCCUGUGGGACCAGCUGGACCUGUUGGAGAACCUGGAAUAGGAAUCAUUGGGCCAAAGGGUAAUAAAGGAAAUCCUGGGCCUGUUGGGCCACCAGGGAUGAAAGGAGAUGGCUUACCGGGACCACAGGGACUGCCUGGCUUACCAGGAAUGCAAGGAGAGACAGGAGCUGAAGGGAAAGGACUACCUGGACCUAAGGGUGACAGAGGUUUACCAGGGGUCCCAGGCCCAUCAGGUCCUCCUGGAAUUGGACUUUAUGGACCGAAGGGCUCUACAGGGCAGCCUGGUCCACCAGGCCUCUCAGGGCCUCCAGGAGAGGGCAUCCAGGGACCUAAGGGAGAGCCUGGGUUUCAGGGGCCAGUGGGCCCUCGGGGGGCACCAGGGGACGGCCUUCCAGGAGAGAAGGGUGAUAGAGGCAUUCCUGGAGACCGGGGAAAGAAAGGAGACAAGGGGGACUAUGGAGAACCUGGAUCUACUGGCCCAAUGGGGAGACCUGGAGAGAAGGGUGAACCAGGACUGACUAGAGAAGAGGUCAUGAGAAUAAUAAAGGAAAUCUGUGGCUGUGGUCUGAAGUGCAGAGAGAGCCCACUGGAGCUGGUGUUUGUGAUAGACAGCUCUGAGAGCGUAGGGCCUGAAAACUUUGAGUUGGUGAAGGACUUUGUGAACGCCAUUAUCGACCGGGUGUCGGUGAGCCAAGAAGCCAGCCACAUUGGUGUGGUGCUCUACAGCCACGUGGACAUGGUGGUGGUUAGUCUGCAGCAGCAGUCCAGCCAGGAUGAUGUCAAGGCUGCUGUCAGGAAGAUGCCCUACCUGGGUGAAGGCACCUUUACUGGUAGUGCCAUCCAUCGAGCCAACCAGCUGUUCCAGGCCUCACGGCCUGGUGUGAGGAAAGUGGCUGUGGUUUUAACAGAUGGACAGGCCGACCCCCGUGACGUCAUGCAGUUUGAAGAAACAGCCACUGAGGCCCAUGCAGAGGGAAUCGAGAUGUUUGUUAUAGGAGUUGUGAACAAGACUGACCCUCUGUAUGAAGAGUUUCAGGCUGAGAUGAAUGUUAUUGCCUCUGAUCCUGAUGAAGAGCAUGUCUACCUUAUAGACGACUUCAGGACACUUCCUUAUUUUGGUAUAGCUCUGGAAAGCCAAAUACUGAGUCAUAUUUGUGAGCAGGAUGACACAAUGGCCUUUCUACCAAACUUUCCAUCUGUGGAAAUCCACCCAGACCUUCCAGAAGGAGGCCGUUCCAAAGAGUUCUCAGAGGAAGAGAACACACAGCAUGAACUCACAGUGGAGAUAGUGACAGCCCCAACUCUACAGUCCCCUGAGUCAGAGUGGACUAAUGAGAAUCUGGUGAACACUAAACUGUGGGUGGAGCCCUUGAACAGACUUCAAGACAUCACUUUUGGCUCUCCUGGUGGCAGAGGGAAGCAGGUCCCUGGGGUGACAUCCGUAGUAGGUUUUCAGGCUCCAACUGACUGGCUGCAUGAGGCAAAGAGCACACAGGCUCCAGUUAGCCCUCCUCCUCCACCACUGACACGUAUAUCAGUGACAGAUGAAGGUUGCAGCCAGCCUCUGGACCCAGGUCCCUGUAGGCAGUACAUAGUCAAGUGGUACUAUGACCCUGAGGCCAAUGCCUGUGCCCAGUUCUGGUACGGAGGCUGUCAGGGCAACACAAACAACUUUGAGACUGAGGCCAACUGCAGGAAUUCCUGCAUCUACACGUAACAGUUGUUUAGAGAAAAGGGUGUGUGCAAAGCUAACAUGCUCCAUCUGCGUCACUGAGGAAUGGAAUGGACUGAUGACGCUGGCUUUACUGUUUGACCAGAGCUCAGGUCAGUAGCUUCUGUCGCUGUGGUCACACUCUGUUGACUGCUGCAGGUGAAGGAGAUGAUGGAGAGCUGGCUUGGACCUCCUCGGUGUCUCUCAGGCUCAUUCACUCUGCAGGUGUUCCUGUUCAAUUCUGAACUGCUGCACACAACAUUAGCUGUCUUACCAUUUUGGAGAACUAGUUACAUCUGCCUAGGAUGUAAACCAACUGACAACCAAUACAAUCUGGAGCAUCAAACAGACUGGUUCAACAUGUCAUCACGAAUUCAAUUUAUUUUCCCUUUCCCCUUCUUUCCAUUCUUGUCAAGUUGUCCUUCAGGCAAACACUUACUCAGCCAAAGUCCUCUUUUCACUGGACUAGAGCCAGGGGCCAGUAUCACAAAGCAACUUCAACUCACACUGCAUCUACACAGAAGGCGUAGUGUGAGGAGCAUGUUAGCAGAACAGCAGCAGCAGCUCCUGUGCUCUGUGUGUGUGUCUACACAGUAGGCAUUCAGUUCAUAAUAUUGAGUUUUAGGUCAACUCUUGGAAGCAUUGAGAGCCCAAAACACAAUCACUGCAGUUAGAUGUAACUGACACAGAAACAUAGACUUGUGUAAAAAUAUGCUUUGGGAUAUGUUUAUACUCAUAUAUCACAAGACAGCAGCUGAAAAAUAUGCAUGAAAUGCUCUCUGUGAAGACACACCAUUAGUCUGUUUCUCUGUGGGUUACUUGGAAUCACUGAGCUUAACACUGGUGACUCUGGAUAACUGAUACCAACCGGCUUAGCUAACUCAGAAAAAAAUAGGCAUAUCCCAAUAUUAAAAAUAGUAGUAAGGCUAUAAAUAAGUGGGGGAAUUAUUAAAUUUGCCUUUUUAAAUAUGGUUGGCAUUUUCAACUUGUUAAGUAGUCUAGACUAGUGAGUAUGGAAAAUAAAAGGAUCACACAUAAAUUGACUGAUUAUUCAUUUUGAUUCUCUUGUUGUUUCAUAAUAAACAGACUAUUAUGACAUGGCAACACUUAAAAACCGAAGAUAGAAAUGAAUGAUAAUAAAGCUCUAUCUUAUAUUUAUCUUUGAGUUCAUUAACAGUGUGCACAAUUAAUAUUCAGCUAUAGUCACCAUGUAUUAGUCUGUUAGUGUGGUAAACUAUUCCUGUUUAAUUCUACUAAUUCUGCUAAUCUCUAUUGGUCUUUAUUACUCAUCACUUGGUUUGCUCAACCUGGUUUGAAGUGAGCCAGCUUUGUGAUACAAGACAACCCUCAGUUAAGCCCAAAGAUAGCUGGAUAACCUGGAUACUAAACUCUCUUCGUGAUAUAGACUCCAGGACACAUCAUGUGAUUAAGUAAUUUAACAUAUGUUCUAUGCAACAAAACAAACUGUCAACCUCUGCAGUUACUGCAAAUCACAGCAGGAGCCCAGGUAAUAGUGGUGUCAUUCAAAUAGAGAGAAAGUGCCAAAACAAUAACAAUUCCCUGAGAUAAGUGGUUCAACAUCAGAUUACUAUCAUCAUAUUUCCUGGAAGGUCUAGUCCUUCUCAUAUAUAAAGUUGUAAUUUUUUUUUUUUUUUAAUAUUACAAGUAUAUACUGAACUUUUAUUUUUCAAUUAUGAUAUGAGUCAGAACAUUAUGAGAUUAAAGUUGUAAUUUUACAAAAAAGUUGACAAAAUUUUAAUUUUGUCAUUUUUUCAGUGUCCCAAAUAUGAUGAUUGAGUGCUUACUGGUGAACCCUUUAGCUCCACAUCCUCCACAUUAACUGAUAAACUGACACAUAUUUAACACAACAAACCAUUAAAAACAGUAAUAAUAUUACAAAUGUAUCUUCAUAUUAGUAUGACUGUUUUGUACAUUUAUGACUUAUAGUAAUAUCCUGAGUGUCUCAAAAUACAGAUUUAAUAUCAUAUUAUUUAGACAGACCUUUGCAAACAAAUGCAAUAUGGGGGGAGGCUGGUGUCUGUCCUAUCUGUUCAAUCAGUUAUAGACAGAGACAAGCCAAGACAGAACAGAAUCAGCUAUAACUGACUCAUUUUAUUUUAAUGGCUCUAUGUUUUCCUUAAUUAGGAGUUCCAAUUAGAUGCCAAAAAUUCAGAGCUGUCAGGUUGGUAAAACAAAACAAAAACAAAAACAAAAACAGCUGAUCUGCUUCUUCUGUUGUCUCAUGGUUCUGUUCCCUGAGGUGACGAAAAUACUAAUACAUAGUGCACAAAAACAUACAGAUACAUUUUUGAAUUACAUUUUCUCCUCAAAUGAGACUUACUCGGUGUAUUUAUAUUUUAGAUCACGGAUUGUGUCUUCAAAGAAAUAGUUUGCCAUUCUGGAGAAUAUGUAUGUCCACUUUCUUGCCAAGAGACAGAUGAGAAAUUCAGUACCAGUCUCAUGUCUGCGCAACAAAUCUGAAGCUACCUCCACCAGCCAGCAGUUAGUUUAGACUGGACAGCAGGGGGACCAGCCGUGCCGGAAUAUUUCCUGGCCACUUCCUCUGAUUGCAACCAGUGGAAAUAGUCUGUCACAUAACUCCCUGUAAAAAAGGGUGAGUUGUUGAUUUUUUUUUUUUUUUUUUUUUUUUUGUCCAAUUUAACAAGCAACCUAUACUGUGUUACUCCAUUGGUGGAUUUUGUUAUAGACACAGCCAGGCUGACUGUUUCACCACAUUUCCAUCCUUUAUACUGAGUCACGCUCACCAAUGGCUGGUUGGUUGGUGGUUCUUUGCAUUUAGUGUACAGAUAGGAGAGUGAAAUCAAUCUGACCAUCUAACUCUCUGCCAGAAAACUAAUAAGUCUGUCCUUGAAAUGUUGAACUAUUCCCUUAAAUUUUAAAGCAAAAUGAUUUCAGGAAACUAUGAAAGGACAUUUAAAGGUGAUUUAAACGCGUCUCAACACGAAGAGCAUCCUUGUGAUUGUCACUGUGUGAGGGCAGGAUUUUCUCUCACGGUACAUUAGCAGCAAGUACAUACAGGGCAGAGUUAGUUAAAGAAUAUCAAGGGUGGACAAAGAGAUUUCAUAUGCUCAGUGCAAAGGGUACAAUAGAUGAACAAAGGUUCAUUCAAACUCAAGAUCACAAUCACAAAUUCCAUCUGUUCUAUGCAGCUUGUUGGGACAGGUUGAACAGGACAUAGAAGUCUCUGUUAGUUACUAUGACUACCAACUGCACUUACUAUCUCUAAAUCUGCUCAGUGGGAGUAUAUGUUGCAAUAUGUCAUGACAAAAGUUUAAUGAAUGAAAAAGUACAGAGCAAAAAAUCUGAAUUGAGGCACUUUCACCUGCAAUGUGAAUAUAGUCUACUCAAUAUGCUGUUGUUACAAACUUUUGGACCCAACAGUGUAUAAUACAUUUGAUUUUAUAUUUUAUGGUAUAAAAUUUUGGUAUUUGUCUUUUGUUACAUAUUGUUUUGUGGGUCAGUGUUUGUAGGUGUUUGUCCACAAAGCAGCAGUGCCUUUAGGGCCUCUUGAUAACCUAACAGACCUGUGUAUGGUAUUUUUAUUAUGUUGUAGCUACUUCAGUGUUUAUUUCCUAAGAUUUAGGUUUUUAGUUAAACUUAUUACUAUUGUAUAAGAAGAGACACCCUUGAUUGUAAAAUGUGUUCUUUUAUUAUCUCACAUUCAAGCACCAGAAGGAAUAGUAACUUUAGAACACGUUAAACAAAAUAAACUUUUUUUCAAUAAAUAAAAUAUAAUUUCCUAAGAAUCGCCUAUUUCAAGAACCUUUUUCAUACAGAGAUCUGACCUCCAGUAUGCACAGAGGUUCUCAGUCCUACUGAUCUCAAUCCUCUGGCUGUGUCUCAUUACAGCAGAGUCGUACAAGUAAAGGAAAGCACAGAUGACAUUCUUAUGGGAUUUAAAUCCCUAGUUUGAUGAGGAUGCCACAAAUUGGACCAAUUCUUUAUAACAGCAACAGUUUGG
Lates calcarifer (barramundi perch) is the source of this 7660-nucleotide messenger RNA. RefSeq names its product collagen, type XXVIII, alpha 1a (gene col28a1a). Lineage: Eukaryota; Metazoa; Chordata; Actinopteri; Centropomidae. The coding region runs from base 139 to 3684 and encodes 1181 amino acids. The transcript has 35 exons. Gene Ontology annotation, molecular function: serine-type endopeptidase inhibitor activity. The record is from RefSeq and is a predicted model, not a curated record.